AUGGCAGGACAGCUUGCCCAAACCCAGGCUCAGGAGGAACCGGUGCCACCCGAACCGUUACGACAGACCCGUCCACAGGACAUAGACACACAAGGCCUGUCUCUUGAGGCCAAACAUCUGAGGGAUUUCCAGAAGUAUGAUCCUCGCCCCUUUAAUGGAUCGUUAGGGGACCCCACCAAGGCAAAAAUGUGGUUGUCAUAUAUCGAGACAAUAUUUCAUUUUAUGAGGUGCUCGGAAGAGCACAAACUACAAUGCGCAGUCUUCAUGCUGACUAGUAACACGAAAAUCUGGUGGCGUUCGGCAGAAAAGAUGAUCGAUAUUGGAGGUGAACUUGCAACCUGGGAACAGUUCAAGGAACGCUUUUAUGAGAAGUACUUUUCGGCCAACACCCGAUACAAUAAACAGGCAGCAAGGACCGAGAGAUUUAUCCAGGGCCUGAGGAGCAGGCUGCGAGGGAUGGUGCAUGCCUUGGAUCACAAGACUUAUGUUGCGACACUGCGAGCCGCUGUAAGGAUUGAUGCCGACUCUCAGGUGGAAGAGGAAUACAGGAGAGUACGCAGGCUAGGAUUGGCAUGGAGGAUAGACCGAUAUGCACCACUUGCGAAGGGGCAUAUGGCAGAUAGAUGCCUGAGGAGGAAGGCGCCUGAGCACAGAGCUCGUAAGCUCAUUCUAGGGAGGCCCGAGCCGCUAGCAACAACAGGGGAAGACUCAGAAUCGUUGCCAUUUGCAUUGUCCAUUUCCACUCCAUUAGAAGAGAUCAUGUUAGCUACAGAAAAGAUAAAAGCAUGUCAAGUAGAUGUAGCCAAUCAUGCAUUAGAUGUAACCCUGAUAAUUUUAGAUAUACGCGAUUUUGAUGUUAUAUUAGGCAUGGAUUGGUUAGCUGCUAACCAUGCCAGCAUAGAUUGCUCCCGUGAGGAGGUCAUCUUUAACCCUCUUACAGGAGCUAGUUUUAAGUUUAAAAGGGUUGAGACUGUAGUCCUACCCAAAGUGAUAUCUGCUUUGAAGGCCAAUAGGCUAUUCGACCAAGGAGCCUGGGGCUUUAUGGCCAGUGUGGUGGACACCAGAGAGAUUGAAGUCACCUUAACUUCGAAGCCAAUAGUGAAGGAUUUUCCAGACGUGUUUUCAGAAGAUCUUCCCGGACUGUCCCCGCAGCGGGAGAUAGAUUUUGCCAUUGAAUUGGAGCUAGGCACAACCUCUAUUUUAAGGGCUCCGUAUAGGAUGGCCCUGGUAGAGUUGAAAGAGCUGAAAGUCCAAUUGCAAGAGUUUUUGGACAAGGGUUUCAUAUGCCCUAGUGUGUCACCAUGGGGUGCACCUGUUUUGUUUGUGAAAAAGAAGGAUGGAUCGUUACGUCUGUGCAUCGAUUACAGAGAGUUAAACAAGGUUAGGAUAAAGGACAGUGACAUACCCAAGACAGCUUUCCGUUCGAGGUAUAGAUAUUAUAAGUUCAUAGUGAUGUCAUUCGGUCUAACGAAUGCACCAACAGUGUUUAUAGAUCUGAUGAAUAGGGUGUUCCAAGAAUUCCUCGACACUUUCGUGAUUGUUUUUAUUGAUGAUAUCUUGAUUUAUUCCAAGACAAAGGCUGAGCAUGAGGAGCAUUUGCGGAAAGUUCUGGAAGCGUUGAGGGCCAAUAAGGUGUCCUUUCUAGGGCAUGUGGUAUCCAAGGAUGGUGUCUUUGUGGAUCCUGCAAAGGUGGAGGCAGUUACGGGUUGGGCUCGUCCAACCACGAGGCUGGUUUCAGCCCCAGUUCUUACAGUACCGGACGGAUCAGAUGGUUUUGUCAUUUGCAGUGAUGCAUCCAAGAAGGGGUUGGGAUGCGUAUUCAUGCAGCAAGGUAGAGUAGUUGCUUAUGCUUCACAUCAGCUGAAGAAGCACGAACAGAAUUAUCCUACACAUGACUUGGAUUUAGCAGCGGUGGUUUUUGCUCUCGAGAUCUGGAGACAUUACUUGUAUGGAGAGAAGAUACAGAUCUUCACCGACCACAAGAGUUUGAAGUACUUUUUCAUUCAGAAGAAGUUAAACAUGAGGCAAAAGAAGGUGGUUGGAACUAGUAAAGGAUUAUGA
This is a messenger RNA of Benincasa hispida (wax gourd), 2061 nucleotides long. The record is from RefSeq and is a predicted model, not a curated record. Lineage: Eukaryota; Viridiplantae; Streptophyta; Magnoliopsida; Cucurbitales; Cucurbitaceae.